Molecule: messenger RNA, 957 nt
Organism: Didymodactylos carnosus
Lineage: Eukaryota; Metazoa; Rotifera; Eurotatoria; Philodinida; Philodinidae
Source: the annotation of a GenBank genome assembly
AUGCCGCUUCCUCUGUUCGCCGCUAUUCUUAUUGGAAUAGGCGCUGGUAGCGUUGUUGGUAUCUCUGUCCUUGUAGGAUUAGUCAAGCAAUCUGGAAGAAAGUUAAGUAAACCGCCGCCUAAUCCACCACUCUCUCGACAAAAACAAACAUCGACUUUGCAACUGAUUGAGACUGCACGGAAAGAGUUGAAUAUGGACGUUGUUCACUUUUAUAACUUUGGUAUUUGUGGUGCACAGAAUGCCGGCAAAUCGACAUUUAUCAAUUCACUUCGCCUGUUGGAUGAUGUUAAUAACGAUACAGAGUUUAGAUACAAUAUGUUUGGCCCGGCACCAACUGGUGAAAAUCAGACUACCAUCGAAAAACAAAAAUAUCGAUUUCCGCCGGGUAGGUCGUCUUCAGAUCCGAGAAGUGAUCGAUCCAGUAUUCAAGAGAAUGAAGACUUUUAUCCUUUUGAACAUGUAAUGGUAUGGGACAUCCCAGGCUGUGGCACAAGAGACCAUCCAGUAGCCACAUAUUUUAAAAGAGAACAUUUGGCUGCAUUUGAUUGUUUAGUUUUGGUGGCAGCAACCGCUACAUUAGGUGAAUAUGAAAGGCACAUUCUGCAAGAAAUAGAUAAAUCAAAAACGUCAGUGAUUAUUGUGAUCAAUAAACGAGAUGGUUGUAUAGAACCAAAAUGUCGAAAAAAAUUUGGUCGUCACUAUCAGCCAGCACUACAUGAUUAUAAAUUAAUUAUUACAGAAAUAAUUAACGAAGCAAAAACAGCAGUUCAAGAUAGUUUAUUAGAUUUAAAUUUGACACAAACGCCGGAGGUGUUUGCAAUAUCAGCUUACAAUUAUCGCGAUUAUAUGUUUCGUCAAACAAAAACUGAACUAGACGAACUAUUUACAUUCGAAUUUGGUGAUUUUCUUAAAUGUUUAACCAAUGCAGCAGAAGAACGAAGGAAAAAGAAUACGUAA